AUGAAACAUAGAAAAACAGUAAACGCCAAUGGAAUUGAGUCUCGUAAGGAAUGCCGAAUAUGUGGUGAUGCUGCUCGUGGUCUCAAUUUUAAUGUUAUGACGUGCAUGUCUUGUAAAUCAUUUUUUCGUAGAAAUGCACAGAAAAAAAUGCUGUCAUCACUUUGUCAAUUUGAAAGUAAUUGUGAUAUAACAAUAAGAACACGUGGUUAUUGUUCACCUUGUCGUUUGAAAAAAUGCUUAGAACUAGGAAUGAACCCUGAGCUGAUUCGGCACGUUUCAGAUUCCAGCAUGAUCUUGAAGAAAAACAAACGCACAGAAGUCACAGAGUCCAAACAGACUCAGCUACCAACUCCUCUACCACUUAGUCUACUUCGAAAUGAUCGAUCAACAUUGGCAACGAAUGAAUGGACUCUACUCUCAAAUAUUCUUCAUGCAUUUGAUGAAGAAAACGCUAUGACACGUAUUCAAUGUUCUCUUGAUGCACUUUCUGCUUUACCUCCAAAAUUACGUUCGAAACCGAUAGAACUAAUGAAACUUAUUAGUCAGCUCUAUGGAAGUAUUGGAUCACUUUUAGAGCAUUCGCCAGAUUUUCAUGGUUUACCAUUCGAUGCUCGUCAACUUCUUAUUAAACAUAAUUUGUAUAUUAUUGGUGUGAUGAAUGGACUUUUCGUUGGACGUGAGUUAAACGUAUUUGAUAAUACGGCUGUUUUUAAUCUCACUGCUCAAGUAUAUGGGCCUGAAUAUAUGAUCGAAAUGCGUCGAAAUAUUGCACGAUAUGAUCACAAUGGUAGUCUCAUUAAAAUCUUGUUAUUCAUCAUUGGUUUUUCAAGUAAUUGCUCAAUUGUGAUAUAUAAUGAUGAAGAACCAUAUUCCAUUGUAUCAAGUUCGAUCAAUCUCGUUCGUAUUCAGAAUAUCUAUGUGACUAUGUUAUGGAAAUACUUACUGUAUUUAUACGGAUUUCAUGCAGCGGUACUUAGAUUUUCUGGACUUGUAAAAAAUGCGGUGGAUUUGAUGAGUACGUUAAAUGCAACGCCUCAUGGGAAAAAUCGUAAUCGAGUCCUUGAUACCAUUGUAAAAGAAACACAACUUAAAUUGGUUAUAUCCGAGUGA
This is a messenger RNA of Rotaria socialis, 1110 nucleotides long. The record is from the annotation of a GenBank genome assembly. NCBI's taxonomy places the organism in Eukaryota, Metazoa, Rotifera, Eurotatoria, Philodinida, Philodinidae.